CUUACCAUUCUCACCAUUCACCAUUCAUUCACCCAAAGCUCCUCUCCUCCAUUCUCUACCAUGGAAGCCAGCGCGGGGCUCGUUGCUGGUUCUCAUAAUCGAAAUGAGCUGGUUGUCAUCCAUGGCCAUGAAGAGCCUAAGGCAUUGAAGGAUUUGACUGGACAAGUUUGUGAGAUAUGUGGAGAUGAAGUAGGGCUAACAGUGGAUGGAGAUCUGUUUGUGGCAUGCAAUGAGUGUGGUUUUCCGGCAUGCCGCCCAUGCUAUGAGUAUGAGAGAAGAGAAGGAACUCAACACUGCCCCCAGUGCAAGACCAGAUACAAACGCCUCAAAGGGAGUCCAAGGGUGGAAGGAGAUGAAGAUGAGGAAGAUAUUGAUGACAUCGAGCAUGAAUUUAAGAUUGAUGAUGAGAAAAAUACAAACAGAAACAUUGUUGAAACAAUGCUUCAUGGUAAGAUGAGCUAUGGAAGAGGACAAGAAGAUGAGGACACUGUACAGUACCCUCCUGUCAUAGCAGGCAUGCGCUCUCAUCCGGUAAGUGGGGAAUUCCCAAUAUCAAGUCACCCUAAUGGAGAUCAGCAGAUGCUAGGAUCAUCUCUUCACAGAAGAAUCCAUCCCUAUCCAAUGUCAGAGCCUGAGAGUGCGAGGUGGGAUGAUAAAAAAGAAGGAAGCUGGAAAGAAAGAAUGGAUGAAUGGAAAACGCAACAGUAUGGAAAUUUGGGAGCUGAACACGAUGACUAUGCUGAUCCUAAUAUGGCCUUGGUGGAUGAGGCAAGACAACCAUUAUCAAGGAAAGUACCAAUUGCAUCAAGCAAGAUCAACCCUUACCGGAUGGUGAUUGUGGCCAGGCUGGUGAUUUUAGCUCUCUUCCUCCGCUAUCGAAUCCUCAACCCUGUUCAUGAUGCCAUUGGCCUCUGGCUAACUUCCAUAGUAUGUGAGAUCUGGUUUGCCUUCUCCUGGAUCCUUGAUCAGUUCCCCAAAUGGUUCCCCAUUGACCGCGAGACCUACCUUGACCGUCUUUCUUUCAGAUAUGAGAGGGAGGGAGAACCAAAUAUGCUAGCUCCAGUGGAUGUCUUUGUCAGUACAGUGGAUCCCUUUAAGGAACCUCCUCUCGUUACCGCUAACACAGUCCUCUCAAUAUUAGCAAUGGACUACCCAGUUGAGAAAAUAUCAUGCUAUAUAUCUGAUGAUGGUGCCUCAAUGUGUACCUUUGAAUCACUGUCCGAAACUGCUGAAUUUGCCCGCAAAUGGGUUCCCUUCUGCAAAAAGUUUGCCAUAGAGCCACGAGCACCAGAGAUGUACUUCUCUCAGAAAAUAGAUUACCUCAAGGACAAAGUUCAGGCAACAUUUGUCAAGGAUAGACGAGCAAUGAAGAGAGAAUAUGAAGAGUUCAAGGUUAGAAUUAAUGCACUCGUUGCAAAAGCCACUAAAGUUCCUCCGGGAGGGUGGAUCAUGCAAGAUGGAACACCUUGGCCAGGAAAUAAUACGAGGGACCAUCCUGGCAUGAUCCAAGUUUUUUUGGGCCAAAGUGGAGGACCUGAUGUGGAAGGAAAUGAGCUUCCUCGCCUUGUUUAUGUAUCUCGUGAGAAGAGGCCAGGCUUCCAGCAUCACAAAAAAGCUGGUGCUAUGAAUGCCCUGGUUCGUGUCUCUGGAGUUCUUACCAAUGCGCCCUUCAUGCUUAACUUGGAUUGUGAUCAUUACUUAAACAACAGCAAAGCAGUGAGAGAAGCAAUGUGUUUUUUGAUGGACCAAACAAUAGGAAGAAAAGUUUGCUAUGUCCAGUUUCCUCAAAGAUUUGAUGGAAUAGACAAGCACGAUAGAUAUGCAAACAGAAACACAGUCUUCUUUGAUAUUAACAUGAAAGGCCUAGAUGGAAUACAAGGCCCUGUAUAUGUCGGUACAGGAUGUGUUUUUAGAAGACAAGCUUUAUAUGGAUAUGACCCUCCAAAGCGUGCUAAGCGUCCAAAAAUGGUGAGCUGUGACUGUUGCCCAUGCUUUGGACGCAGAAAAGCACUUGAGAAUUAUACUAAACAUGGAGUAAAUGGCGAUGCUGCAAAUGUUGAAGGAUUUAAUGAUGAUAAGGAGGUACUGAUGUCUGAGAUGAAUUUUGAAAAGAAGUUUGGACAAUCAGCAAUAUUUGUGACCUCAACUUUGAUGGUUGAUGGUGGUGUACCACCUUCAUCAAGCCCUGCAGCUUUACUCAAAGAAGCCAUCCAUGUGAUCAGUUGUGGCUAUGAAGACAAGACAGAAUGGGGAACUGAGUUAGGUUGGAUUUACGGUUCAAUCACAGAGGAUAUCUUAACGGGUUUCAAGAUGCAUUGUCGUGGCUGGAGGUCAGUCUACUGCAUGCCCAAAUUGGCCGCAUUCAAGGGUUCAGCUCCCAUCAAUCUAUCAGAUCGUCUAAACCAAGUCCUUCGUUGGGCUCUUGGUUCAGUUGAGAUAUUUUUCAGUCGGCACAGCCCAGUUUGGUAUGGCUACAAGGGAGGAAAGCUCAAGUGGCUUGAGCGAUUUUCAUAUGUCAACACAACUGUCUAUCCUUUCACAUCCUUACCUCUCCUAGCCUACUGUACUCUCCCUGCCAUCUGCUUACUCACUGGAAAAUUCAUUAUGCCAGAGAUAAGUACCCUCGCAAGUCUCUUCUUCAUCGCUCUUUUCCUCUCAAUCUUUGCUACGGGCAUUCUAGAGCUUAGGUGGAGUGGUGUUAGCAUUGAGGAAUGGUGGAGAAAUGAGCAGUUCUGGGUUAUUGGAGGAAUAUCUGCUCACCUCUUUGCAGUUGUACAAGGUCUUCUGAAGGUUUUGGCUGGAAUAGAUACCAACUUCACUGUCACAUCUAAGGCAGUAGAUGAUGAGGAAUUUGGAGAACUAUACACCUUUAAAUGGACAACACUCCUAAUCCCGCCCACAACAAUCCUAAUAAUCAACCUAGUUGGGGUUGUGGCUGGAAUCUCUGAUGCCAUAAACAAUGGUUCCCAAUCUUGGGGUCCCCUCUUUGGAAAGCUCUUCUUUGCUUUCUGGGUUAUUGUUCAUUUAUACCCAUUCCUUAAAGGUCUUAUGGGUCGGCAGAACAGGACACCAACCAUUGUUGUUAUAUGGUCAGUACUCUUGGCUUCCAUCUUUUCUUUGCUAUGGGUUAGAAUUGAUCCGUUUGUGCUAAAAACCAAGGGACCUGAUGUCAAGCAAUGCGGACUCAACUGCUGAGUUAUAUUUCUAUACUUUAUUUUGAAAGUCAUGCUCUUUGGAGAAUACAUGUAAAUUUUUUAUGUAUCAAAAUGUAAGACCCAUCAAUGUGGAGUUGAAGAUGAAAGAAUAAACCAGCAUGAAAAGUUUUGUCAAGCAUAAGAAUUUGCACUCAAUCAUCAUGUGUCAAAUGGAAGAAUUAAAUAUCUGAUGUACUUCAAUUUUUCUGCAGUUUAGAGAUAUCAAGAAUUCUAGUGUAA
Molecule: messenger RNA, 3434 nt
Organism: Ipomoea triloba (trilobed morning glory)
Lineage: Eukaryota; Viridiplantae; Streptophyta; Magnoliopsida; Solanales; Convolvulaceae
Product: cellulose synthase A catalytic subunit 7 [UDP-forming]-like
Exons: 12
Coding region: 61-3195 (1044 amino acids)
Biological process (GO): plant-type primary cell wall biogenesis; cellulose biosynthetic process
Cellular component (GO): plasma membrane; trans-Golgi network
Molecular function (GO): cellulose synthase (UDP-forming) activity
Source: RefSeq, a predicted model, not a curated record